AUGACCCGGAAAAUGUGGUCUUUAAUUCCUGUGCUGGAUUGCUCCCAGCUGCUGAGACGCUGCCCUUCGCGGUGCAAACUCGCCGUGUUCCCCGUCAACACCCCCGAGCCCCGGGCGGACUCCCUCGAGUGCACCAUGUCGGACGAAGCCUUCGUGACGUUGGCCACUAAUGAUAACUACGCAAAAGGAGCCAUGGUUCUCGGCCAGUCGUUACGAGAACACCACACUACCAAGAAGCUGGUCGUCCUCAUCGGACGGCAUGUGGGAGAGCCUUGCAGAGAAGUGCUGCGUUCCAUCUUCGAUGAGGUGCACCUGGUGGACAUCUUGGACUCUGGUGACGUGGCCCACCUGGCCCUGAUGAAGAGACCCGACUUGGGAGUCACGCUGACCAAGCUGCACUGCUGGACGCUCACGCAGUAUACAAAGUGUGUGUUCAUGGACGCCGACACACUGGCACUCACCAACAUCGACGAUCUCUUUGAGCGGGAGGAGCUAUCAGCAGCGCCAGAUCCCGGUUGGCCGGACUGUUUCAACUCGGGGGUGUUUGUCUUCCGGCCAUCCAACGAGACGCACGAGAAGCUGCUGGCGUUCUGCGACGAGAACGGCAGCUUUGACGGUGGAGAUCAGGGGGUGCUCAACAGUUUCUUCAACACGUGGGCCACAGCUGACAUUUCCAAGCACCUCCCCUUUAUCUACAACCUCAGCAGCAGCGCCGUCUACUCCUACCUGCCUGCUGUUAAACACUUCGGCCGCGACGCCAAGGUGGUCCACUUCCUGGGCAAGACCAAGCCUUGGAACUACACGUACGACGCCCAGAGCGGCGAGGUGGUGGGCCGCUCCGACGAUCCGGACUCGGGCCGCCUGCAGUCAAACUUCUUGCGGGCGUGGUGGCGGCUGUACGCCGCCUCGGUGAUGCCAUUGCUGCAGCGGGCCUAUGGGGACGAGCCGUUCGACAGCGGCUUUGUGGAGGCUGGAGAGGACGACAAGCUCCGGGAGGACAAGGGGGAGCAGCCGUCCGCCGCCGCCUCAGCAGCAGCAGGCGCCGCGUCGGACACUCCCAUUCCCCACCAGAUCUCCUCUGAGGAGAGGAAGCAGCGCUGGGAAGCGGGCGAGAUCGACUACAUGGGCGACGACUCCUUUGUCAACAUCGAGCGCAAGCUGGAUGCUUUCCUCAAGUAGCGCCGAAGCAUGGCAGGGCCUGAACGGACAGAGGGGCCUUUUCAGGGAUGGAUUCCCCCUCCACACACACACACACCCACCCCAUGGCUAAUCACUGAAGAUUAAUUAGAAGAUUGGCCUUCCCGGUGCCUUUGAGCAUCACUAACUGCACCUUGUCAGUGUGCGUGUGUAUGAGAGUGCAUGUGUUUUCAAGGAAAAAUAAACACUGUUAACUGAAAUUAGUUAGCAUUAGCAUCUUAGCAAAAGCACUGGAUGGAUACAGUAGGAAAUUUGAUAAAGGCCACUCUCACACAGAAUGGGCUGGAGUGGAGCGGGGGUCAUGUAUGCUGGGUUUGUUCUUGGCACUGUGUGCUGAGCUAGUUUUUGGUUGGUUGCCUGGCAACUGCUCAGAAGGGGAAUAAGUUCAGGACAGUAAGGGGGAGAGGGUGGGGGUUUAGAAAGUUAAGAAUGACAUGCAUUCCUGUGAAGUGUUUUGGGUUCCUCGGUCUUCCGAAAAUGUCAUCCUGCACACUUUUUUGCCAAACGGUAGCACAACUAUUUCCUCUUUCUGCUUUAACCUGUCAAUGUGCACCCCUUCCUGCUGCACUUUCAACGUCCAGUUCCGUCUCGGGUGUCGUUUUUCGUUAAACACGAAAGUGCAGCUCCCCCCCCCCCC
Messenger RNA from Dunckerocampus dactyliophorus (ringed pipefish), 1834 nucleotides. RefSeq names its product glycogenin 1a (gene gyg1a). The transcript is spliced from 7 exons. Bases 1 to 1179 code for a protein of 392 amino acids. Lineage: Eukaryota; Metazoa; Chordata; Actinopteri; Syngnathiformes; Syngnathidae. Gene Ontology annotation, molecular function: glycosyltransferase activity. Gene Ontology annotation, cellular component: cytoplasm. The record is from RefSeq and is a predicted model, not a curated record.